GGAAUCUUAAGUCAAUGGAACACCAUCGGGAACAAACGCAUUGGGAAUUUUCAUUUCUUAACUUAACUUAAGUUUACUUUGCUUUUACUUUUACUUUUAAUUUUACUUUAAUUCAAUUCUAUUCUUAUUGCUUUAGUCUAUCUACACCUUGGCUUGCCUCAUCGUAGUGUCGAGUCAUUAAUAUAUAAUUCAAUUAGUUAAUUCAAUUCAAUCAAAUUCAUUUCACUAAUUCUAUAAAUAUCCCAUAUAAUGUCAUCUGCUAAUAAAAGAAUCGCUUUACCAGCUAGAGUUGAACCUAAAGUUUUCUUUGCCAAUGAAAGAACUUUCCUUUCAUGGUUAAAUUUCACUGUUAUCUUAGGAUCUUUAGGUGUUGGUUUAUUAAAUUUCGGUGAUUCUGUUGGUAGAAUUUCUGCUGGUUUAUUCACUUUUAUUGCCAUGUUAACUAUGAUUUAUGCUUUAGUUACUUACCAUUGGAGAGCUAAAGCUAUCAGAUUAAGAGGUUCUGGUCCUUAUGAUGAUAGAUUUGGUCCAACCAUGUUAUGUUUCUUCUUAUUAAUUGCUGUUGUCGUCAAUUUUGUUUUAAGAAUUAGAUCCUAAACGACGAACCAAAAAAUAUCUUCUAUAUCAUCGUGACUAACUUAUUAGAAUCAGUCAAUGUUAUGAAUCCAUACUCUUCAUAUGUCAUUCUUCAUAAUAAUGUAUCAUAAAAAACUUUAAAUAAUUAACUAAUUACAUUCAAUACAUAAGUACUUUUAUUAGUAACUACUUU
Scheffersomyces amazonensis is the source of this 769-nucleotide messenger RNA. RefSeq lists its product as uncharacterized. Gene Ontology annotation, cellular component: fungal-type vacuole membrane; vacuolar transporter chaperone complex. Bases 250 to 597 code for a protein of 115 amino acids. The transcript has a single exon. The record is from RefSeq and is a predicted model, not a curated record. NCBI's taxonomy places the organism in Eukaryota, Fungi, Ascomycota, Pichiomycetes, Serinales, Debaryomycetaceae.